GCUGGAGACCUUUCUUCUCACCAGGAGCUUGUCCACGGAGUGCUCAAGCUCGCUGACUCGUACCUCCUGUUCGCCCCUGACCUCCUGGUUCCGUACCCUGUCUUCCCCACCGUCCUGCAAUGGUGCGUCCAAACUCUAGGGGUGGCAGAGCGAGAGCCCCUGCAGGCAGCCCUGUCGCUGCUGGCACAUGCUCUCGGUCCAACAAAGAAACAGACCAAGCAGGCAGAAUCGGCCCAACUUGCAGCCAGUGUCGAUGCCUGCGUUUCUGCCAACGGGCAGUGCAUCCUGGAACGUCUUGUGUGGAGUGCAUGUGACUCAUGCCCAAGACACAUGCUGAAGAAGGUUGCGGACAUUCUGUACGAUCUGGUGGGGAGCAGCGAAGCAGCGGGUGCCUGGUUGGCACAAGUGCUGAGCGACAGCCGUUUCUUGGUCAGACAUGAGAGGGCAUUGACCAAGGAGGACUGCGAGCAGUUCUGCACGCUGGUCUUGAGGAAGCCUCGGUUGACAAGGCCCAGGUUUGGGGCCCUGGUUGUGGAUUUUGUGAACAUUCCGCGGGGAGAGGGAACGGCCGAUGCGCUCAUCGGUUAUGAGAUGUAG
Molecule: messenger RNA, 597 nt
Organism: Ostreobium quekettii
Lineage: Eukaryota; Viridiplantae; Chlorophyta; Ulvophyceae; Bryopsidales; Ostreobiaceae
Source: the annotation of a GenBank genome assembly